Molecule: messenger RNA, 270 nt
Organism: Scutellospora calospora
Lineage: Eukaryota; Fungi; Glomeromycota; Glomeromycetes; Diversisporales; Gigasporaceae
Source: the annotation of a GenBank genome assembly
AACCAAGAAGAUAAUUUCUCCGUGUGCCCAGUGUCAGAUGGUGCAAAAUUCGAUAAACCAUCGUGCAUUAAUUCUCCCAUUUUAGUUGAAAUAUUAAGUGAAUCUGAUGGUUGUCGUGUGACAACUUCUCUUUGCCAAACCGAAGAUCCUAAAGAAAAUACUAUGAUGGAACUUCAGUGUUAUGUAAUGGAUGUUAAACAGUUUGAUUUUAAUCAUAUUAUUAUGUCGGAAAAGGAGGAGUCUGAAAAAAAAACUAUGAUGAUUGGAUAG